UUUACUUCCGACAUGGGAAUUCUACUUCCAACAUAAGAAUUCUACCCCAAAAACGAGAAUUUUACCCCAAAUGCGAGAAUUCUACCCUAUGUAUCUGUAAACACGUAAAUCUGCUCUGUAAACGUGUCAAAAGUAAAAUGCAAAUCUGAAACGAUGAACCUAUAAAUACGAGCGCAAUUUCAUUCCAAACCCAAAUCGAAAUCGGCGUUUAUUUUUAAGUUAUCGCGUUAGCCGGUGUCGCCCAAAUAAUGCUAGACACGGCCUAGAGCAACGGCACAACACCUGGAACAAAAGACGCACUCGAGGAGCACAGAUAACCAAACCGGAGAAAUGGGCCGCAGCCGGAGUCCCGCCUCGCCGGCGCACAGGAGACGCGAAAAGGAGCGAUCGGAGCGGAAGAAGCGCAGGGAACGCCGCUCCCGGGAAAGAGAAGCUAUCGGAGGAGUUGGACCUGGAGGCGCCGGCGGCGGCGGGAGCAGUCGGCGGGACCGGGAGCGCGACAGAAGCCGCGACCGGGAGCGGCGGGGCCGGCGAUCUAGAUCUCGCUCGAGGGGCACCGGAGGCGGCGGCGGCGGAAGCAGCGGCGGCAACAGCAGCUCCGGUCCAUCGACGUCGCGGCGAACGACAAGGAACAAUGCGGCAGCUGCCGACCGUCCCAAGAUCAACGAGGCCGAUCUGGAGGGUAAAUCGCCGGAAGAGGUCGAGAUGCUGAAGACAAUGGGAUUCUGCACGUUCGACACCACCAAGAACAGGAAGGUCGAGGGCAACGAUGUCGGAGAAGUGCAUGUAAUCUUAAAGCGAAAGUACCGCCAGUACAUGAAUCGCAAGGGUGGCUUCAACCGGCCGCUCGACUUCGUGGCCUAGCAGUCCUUGGAGCAGCUUGCAUCCGCAUCCUCGCAUCCGAAUCGCUCUGCCCAACUAGUUUGCUACGCUUUUUUUACUUGUCCGCGCCCAUACGGGCGACGGCGGACGAAGAGACCUGCAAUUUUAUGCAAUAGACCGGUUUACGAAAUUCUCUCAAAAUUUCCACUCAUCAAGCCUCACCACACUCAUCAUACCUCAAUUAGUUAUUUAGUAGUUUAAGCCUGAAGUGCGCCUUUGUUAUAAAAUUAUCCCAGGUUAAUUUUACAACAAAUCACCAUCUCUGGGGCUGAAAGCAAAUCCAAUCCUCUCGACCCCGAAGCAGGGGAGGAUUUGUGUAGAGAAUCUGCUUUCAGCUGCAGUUGACGGACGCAUGACGAUUGCUUUUUGAAUAUUUCAAAGUAAUUAACACAAUUGUUUUUGUUGACAUCUCGCCAUUUUGUACUAAUACGAAUUAACUGAAGGCCAGCCUGAAACCCGAAAUUCACAACAGCAAAAAUUUCCAAACACUCACACAGACAAUUACUUAAAGUAUUUGAAAACAGACAACCACAGCCCCACCGCCCGAGUCCCAAUCCCGAUCCAGAUCCUGAUCCCUGCCCGAACCACCCAUCAAUAUCCUCCAUACGCUGCAAUAGUACAACUUUUACAACCAAAUGAUAUAUAUUUAAUAUAUAUUGUAUAUAUACAAAAAACAACCAAUAAUAUACACACACACCACAAGUACCUUAUCCCCGAAACCCCACGAGAAUGAACCCCACAAUAGCCAUAGCAAUUUGUUGAAAGAAAUAUUAUUUGUUUAAUAAUCAAAAUGUUGUAAUUAAACCAGUUAAUUCCGAUUUAAAUCACAAGUGCCAACAGAUCGAUCAGGCAAACCAACGCUGAAGAUGAAUAACCUUUUUAUACAGCAAAUAUUUGUAUAAUCAUUUUGUAAUCUUUUUAUAUGUAUAUGAAUAUAGAAGCGACUGUUUGUAUGUCGCAACAACAGCAAGUAAACUAUAUUAAGCAAUAGUUACCACAGACUUUUUUGUUAAGCCCUUUGGAAAGAAAUAUGUAUUAGAAAAUUCAAGUCAUUUCGGCCACACACCACCCACACACUUUUUCAAUUAUUUGUAGUUGUAACACAUCAAGAAAUUGCAGGGAUUUUUUACUUAUUUCAUAUGCUCCUACAAUAAACUGAUAAUAAAAUUUGUAAACCAUUCACCAUAA
Molecule: messenger RNA, 2070 nt
Organism: Drosophila serrata
Lineage: Eukaryota; Metazoa; Arthropoda; Insecta; Diptera; Drosophilidae
Gene: ytr
Product: U4/U6.U5 small nuclear ribonucleoprotein 27 kDa protein yantar
Biological process (GO): RNA splicing
Cellular component (GO): precatalytic spliceosome
Source: RefSeq, a predicted model, not a curated record